Molecule: messenger RNA, 1080 nt
Organism: Penicillium diatomitis
Lineage: Eukaryota; Fungi; Ascomycota; Eurotiomycetes; Eurotiales; Aspergillaceae
Product: checkpoint protein HUS1 family protein
Exons: 5
Coding region: 1-1080 (359 amino acids)
Biological process (GO): double-strand break repair via homologous recombination; mitotic DNA replication checkpoint signaling; telomere maintenance
Cellular component (GO): nucleolus; site of double-strand break; checkpoint clamp complex
Source: RefSeq, a predicted model, not a curated record
AUGCGAUUCCGUACGCAAUUGAAGAAUACGAGAACUUUCUCUAAGUUGACUGCCUCGUUGUCAUCCCUAGGGAAAGUGUGCUGGAUGCGACUCGAGUACGAUGUUGUGCGAUUCACUGUGAUUCCUGAUCAGGGGACUCAAGUCUGGGCGCAGAUUCCCGUGGACACCAUUUUCGAAGAAUGUUCCUAUCAACUGGAAUCUAAUUCAGAUGCCGUCAACAUUGAAAUCAACAUAAGUCUUCUCAACAGAGCAUUGAGGUCGACUAUGGGAGCUUCGUCGUCUCAAUUGAGGCUGACUAAGAAAGACCGAAUGCCUCUGCUUGCUCUCACAGUCCUGACGACUGAAUGGGCCGAGGGAAACAUGGCCUUAGCUACCGACGGCUUAGUAGAGCGACGUCCCGCGGAUGGAUCUGCCACAUGUAGUGACGUGGUUGGCGAUCGACGUGCUCGUGAACGCGAAACGUGGAUUACACAAGAAAUCCCCAUCAAGAUCCUGCAUGAGGAUGUGGUGGAAAGUCUACAUGAGCCCCACUGCCCUGACCCCGACGUCUACAUCAUUCUCCCAAAUUUGAUGCAAUUGAAGAGUAUCUCAGAUCGAUUCACCAAGCUGGCCUCAACGGAAAGCAAAGGCCAGCAACAGAGCAUUACAGUUGCUGAGCCAGCAGCUUCCACUGCGGGAGCCACGGCGCUCUCCACAAAAGCUGCACCCAAAUUAGAACUGUCGGCCAACAUGCACGGCAAGCUACGUCUCGCCAUUGCAACAGAUGGGCUUCGCAUUGCAAGUGCCUGGUCUGGGCUUGUGAAUCCUCCGUUGGAUCCUGCACACAUUUCCGAAGACCGGGCUUCGCAGUUACCAAGCGAGCGAAUGCGUGAGGCGGGUGAUGAUGACGAGGCGGGGUGGGCGAGAGUCAGAAUUGACGGGAAAGAUUGGGGUCGUGUGCUCAGUGUAGGACGGUUGAGUCCUAAGGUUGUUGCUUGCUUCAUCAACAACACCGCGCUUGUCCUAUACGUCUACCUGCCCGGGACGUGGAAUGGCGAGGAGUCUUGUCUGACCUAUUACAUCAACUCAUUUACGGCAUGA